Messenger RNA from Phaethon lepturus (White-tailed tropicbird), 471 nucleotides. RefSeq names its product prefoldin subunit 1 (gene PFDN1). Gene Ontology annotation, cellular component: prefoldin complex; cytoplasm. NCBI's taxonomy places the organism in Eukaryota, Metazoa, Chordata, Aves, Phaethontiformes, Phaethontidae. The record is from RefSeq and is a predicted model, not a curated record. The annotation marks the transcript as partial. Gene Ontology annotation, biological process: protein folding. The transcript has 3 exons. Gene Ontology annotation, molecular function: protein folding chaperone.
CCGGCCGGUCGGCCGCGGCCUGUCAGGGCCGCUCCUUAUCGCCGCUGCUUUCUCCCCCAGGCCUUCACCGAGCUGCAGGCCAAGGUGAUAGACACUCAGCAGAAAGUGAAGCUGGCCGACAUCCAGAUCGAGCAGCUGAGCAAGACGAAGAAGCACGCCCACCUCACCGACACGGAGGUCAUGAUGCUGGUGGACGAGACCCGCAUGUACGAGGGUGUGGGGAGGAUGUUUAUUCUUCAGUCUAAAGGAGUGAUUCAUAAUCAGCUCUUAGAAAAACAGAGAAUAGCCGAAGAGAAAAUUAAGGAAUUAGAGCAGAAGAAGUCGUACCUGGAACGGAGCGUGAAGGAAGCUGAAGACAACAUCCGGGAAAUGCUGAUGGCCCGAAGGGCGCAGUAGCUGUGCAGUUCCCCUAGGGCGUCCUGCAACACCCUCUGGAUGUUUUUGGGCAGCUCUGCGUGCUCGCUGCUCACC